UACAUAAAAUUAUAGUGGGAGUCAUUCGAGUGGCUUGUGACCACUCUGAGUCAGUUGCUCUUAUGCUUGCCAUCAACCAACAACAACCCACUGUUUAGUUGAAUAAAUUUUAAACAUAUAUAUAUUUAUAUUAACACAUAUAUUCUUAACAUGAUCCUCAACUCGACCCAUUGACAUAUCGAUUUUAUAGUUGUGCCAAUUUAAUUUCAACAAUUGUCAUUUAUUCAAUUGACAUUAUUUAUAAUAACAACACAAAUUUUUUUAUAUUUUAUAAAAUGUAUACUAUAAAUUAUUGUGAACUUUUUUAAAAAUUGUGUUUAUUAAAUAUAAAUAUUAAUUAAUUGAUAUUAAUUUUUUUUUUCAAUUAAAAAAUUGUGAUUAAGUGUCAAAAAAAAAAUCAAUAAUAAAGUCAUGUUUAAAUUAUUUUUUAAAAAAACAGUGUGAUGAGUUUUAAAGUUUGAAUUUAAAUUUAUAAAAAAUAAAAAAACGAGAGUGAUUUUUUUAUAUAAAAUCUCUUUCGUUUGAAUAUAUGUUUAUUUAUUAUGAUUGGAAAAAUAUUAUGGAUGAUAUUUUUAGUGCUUAUUUUUGUGUCAUAUAUAUUUGCAUUAUUACCUGAUGAUACUGAUGAGCAUCAAGUUAUCAUUGCUGGUACAUUUCAAGAAGAUUGUGCAGCAAGAUGUUCACAGAAUCAUACGGAUAUUUUGAGUCAAGAAAAUAUAUGUGGAAUACAAAUUGGAGUACAUUGUAAAAUUGAUCAGUGCACCAAACACUGUGCAUCAUGGGAACAAGCACUCGAAACAGACUGCCCAUCAGUUUGUAAUGGUACACAAAAAAUUCCGACAGGCGAAGAAAUUAAUUGUGUUAUGUACUGUAAUGCAGCACUUGAUUAUUAUUUCGAACAAUUAAAAGCGGAAAUUGGAAUUUUACCAGCACCAGCACUUGUUGCUGAUUCUUUAACAGCAACAUCACUGAGACUUGAAUGGAAAGGUAUUGAUAUAAAACAUCGUCCAAUUGGUGUACAAUAUUUGGUGCAAUGGCAGUAUGAAGAGCAUGCUGAUGAUUGGCAAUAUUGUAGAAAUCAAUCAUGGGAUGAAAAUGAUCAAAUGAUAUUUGUUGAUAAUCUUCAGCCUUAUAAAAAAUACAGGUUUCGUGUAACAUUACUUUUAAAAUCAUCACAACAUAAUCCAAAACCAAUUGUGUCUGAUCCAAGUGUUGUUAUUCAAACAUUGGCUGCGGGUAGGCCAACUUCGGCCCCGGUAAUUGUUAGAGCUGUUGCUGUUGAUAGUUAUCGUGUGUCUGUCUCAUGGGAACCUGGUCCAUUUCCAAAUGGACCAUUAUUGUCUUAUGUCUUGCAGUUACAAGGAGCUAAUGACUCUUUACUUAACAAGGAUAUUCCAGCAGCAGAAAAUAUACAUCAUUAUUUGUUUCAAAAUUUAAAAUCAAAUCAAACAUAUACUGGUAGUGUACGUGAGAGAAAUGCAGUUGGUGAUGGUCCACCAGCAAUUUUUAAAAUAACAACAUCACCUCUACCAGAAGUAACUGAUACACAACAGCCAAUAUUAAUUGUAAGUGGUAAAUAUGUAAUAAAAAAACAAGGUGCUGAUAUGUUGGAUGAACCAACAAUAAUAUAUAAUUCAAAAAGUAAAAUACGCGGUGUUGCAAUUGACAUAUCAUCAGAUAAAUUAUUUGUAUCAAAUUCAAAUGGUUCAAUAAUAACAACAUCAAUUAUAAAAACAAGUAAAGAAACAACAAUAUUACGUUCAAAAGAUGCAAAUUUUAAACCAUUAAGUUUAUCUGUUGAUUGGUUAAAUUUACAUCUUUAUAUAUUAGGUGAAGUUAAUCAUUCAACAAGAGUAUGGCAAAUAUCACGUUGUAAUUUUGAUGGUAAAUAUUUAACAGCAAUUAAAACUGGUUUUUUAACAAAACCAUCACACAUUGAAGUUGAUCCAUUUAAUGGUUAUUUAUUUUGGAUAACUAAAAAUGGUUUAUAUAGACUUGAUUUAGCUGAUAUAAAUAAACAUGAAAUACAACCAUAUUUAAUACUUGAAGAUAGUAAUCUUGGUGGUUUUACUGUUGAUCAUAGAAAUUUUCGUUUACUUGUUAGUCAUCAAACACAAAAUACAGUUGUAUCAGUAUCACUUGAUGGUAAAGAAUGUAUUGAUAUACGUAAUAAUACACAACAAUCACAAUUAAAAAAUGUUGUAUCACUUGGUACAGCAAAUGGUUUAUUUUAUUGGACAAAUGGUACAAAAGUAUUUAGUGAAGGUUAUUUUCCACAAGCAAAUAAAUAUUUUCAUAAUAUAUUUUCAAGUAGUUCAAAUGAUACAUUUAUAACAAUACAUGUAUUAAUAAAUACAAGUCAACCAAUACCAGUACCAGUUAAUCCACCAACUGGUUUACAAGCAAUAUUAGGUUCAAAAAUUGCUAAAAUAUCAUGGAAAGUACCACAUUUACUUGGUGGUCAGGGUAAAGGUGCAUGGCAAAAUUGGACAUAUGAACUUGAAUUAAAAAAUAAUUUAAAUAAUAAUAUAAUACGUCAAGAUGGUAUUGCUGGUACAUCAUAUACAAUAUCAAAUUUAAAUGAAACAACACAAUAUACAAUUAAAAUAGCAGCAUAUACUGAUGCUGGACAUGGUCCAUGGUCAAGUGAAUUUAACAGUAAAACAUUACAUGAUAAUUCAUAUGCAUCAAUAUUAUGGUCAGCAAAUGAGGGCCUAUUAAAAAGUGAUGUUACUGGUGAAAAUAUUGAUACUUUAAUACAAAAAGAUACAUUAAAUAAUAAUAAUAUUAAUAAAAAUUAUAUUGUUGAUGUUAGUUGGUAUAAAGAUACAUUAUAUAUUGUUGAUAAUAAUACAUAUUUAUAUAAAUAUAAUAUAAGUAAUAAUAAUAUUGUUAAAUUUAAUAAUAUUAAUUCAGUUGGUAGUGUUGCUAUUGAUUGGAUUGGUAAAAAAAUAUAUUGGGCAAGUCCAAAACAACAUAUUAUAACAAGAUCAAAUUUAAAUGGUACACAACAAGAACUUGUAUCUGUUAUUGCAAUUGUUAAAGAAUUAAUUAUUGAUUCAAAACAAGCAUAUUUAUAUUGGUCAACAAGUCAUACUGUUGAAGUUGCUAGAUUAAAUGGUCUUGAUCCAAGAUUAUAUUAUUCAGAAAAUGUAUUUAAUGGUAUACAAGUUAUGGGUUUAACACUUGAUACAGAAAAUCAUUAUGUUUAUUGGAUUGUACGUAGUUAUGAAGCUGGUUCAAUUGUUUAUCGUGCACCAACAUCUGAACGUAUAUCUAUAAAACAUAAAAUAAUACCAGAAAAAGUAUCAUCAUUACAACAUCCAAAUAUGCAAGGACCAUUAUGUUAUUUUUCUGAACAUUUAUUAUGGUUACAAGAUGAUAAAAAUGCUGUUAUUGGUGAUUUAACUGGACAAAAUACUGCUGUUAUAAAUGGCAUUAGUUUAAUUGGUUUACAUAUGAUAACAAUUAUGGAUCCACAACUUCAUCAAUAUCCAAAUAAUUUAACAUCAGAUAAUAUCAUUGUUAUUCCUGAUUCAAUUGAUGCUGAUACAAUAAAAGUUAUUGGUACAUGGAAUAAUUUUAAUAUAACAUGGAAACCAAUUGAUAAUAUAAAUUAUGGUACAGUAUUUUAUGAAAUUAAAUUUACUGAUUAUAUUAAUUCACAAAUUAAUUCACAAAUAACAAAUGAGACAACAAUUAUAUAUAAUAAUUGUAAUAAUAUAUUACCAUAUACAUUACUUGAUAUAACAAUUAAAUCAUUUACAUAUUGGGGUUCAUCAUUAGCUACAAAAAAAACACUAAGAUCACCACAGGAUAUACCAAGUCAACCAACAAAUAUACGUUCAUUUAUUGAAUAUAAAAAAUCACCAAUUAAUCAUUUUGAUACUGAUAUAUUUAUAACAUUAAGAUGGAGUCUUCCAAAAUUUACAAAUGGCUUAAUCAAUGGUUAUUUAUUAAAAUUUUGGUAUGCACAAAAUCAAAUUGACAUAUACCUAUGUGAUCAUGUCAAUGUUACCAAUGCAACAAUGGAAUAUGAAGUACAUAAUUUAAUUCCAAAUACAACGUAUUCAUUUGAAAUUCAAGCAUACACUGAUAUUGGACAUGGACCAUUUUCUGAUACAAUAAAUAUAUCAACAGAUUAUGAAAAUCCUGUACCACAAUUAAUUGUAACAACAACUGAUUCAAUUAAGCUAUAUGAUUAUGAUUUAAAUAUAAGCAAAACAAUAACUAAAAAUAUACCAAUUGAUAUUAAAUCAUUAAAUUAUGAUAGUAAAUUAUUUUGGAUUAAUGAUAAACAUGAAAUUAUAACAUCUAGCUAUCAUGGUGGUAAUUUAAUGAAAAUAUUAACAUUAAAUAAUACAGCAACAAGUUUAUGCAUUGAUUGGGUAUCAAGAAAUUUAUAUUGGUCGGAAAAAAAUAUUGAUAAAACAAAUAAAAUAACAUGGAAUAUAUGGAAACUUGAUAUUGAUGCUUGGGAAGAUGGUAAUUUAAUUGUAGCAAAUAUAGUAACAAGAAAUUUCGAAAUAGUUAAUAUCGAAAUAUCACCAUUAACUGAUAAUUUAUACUGGAUUGAAUUAGCACCAAAUGAUAAUCAUGGUAUCAUCAUGCAAUCAAAUUUAAAUGGUAAUAAUAUUAAAACAUUUUUAAAUAAUGCUGAUGAUUGUACAUGUCCAAAUUCUCCAUUAGUAAUACCAAUAAUGACAAUUGAUAAUAGUGAAUUAAAAAAUCCUUUGAUGUAUUGGAUAUCAAUUGAUGGUGAUUUAAAUAUUGCAACAAUUGAUGGUUGUGCAUGUAGUACAGUUAUAACAUCGAGUUUUAAUCAAGGUUUACCACCGUCAUCUUUAACUGUUGAUAAAACAAAUAUUUAUUGGUCAAGUUUAGCUAAAAAUGAAACGUAUUAUGUUAAUAAAAUGUAUCCAGAUGAAGAAAAUAUCAAGGUAAUUGAUUUAUCAGAUAUUCAUAUUAUCAGAUCAAUUGGUAAAUCAUUACAACCAUAUCCAAGUUUUGAUUGUCUUGUACCAUAUCAAAUGUCAUAUAAAAUUGAAGAAAUAAUUAAUAUCAAUAGUAAUAGUAUAACAGUAAAAUUACCAGAUCCAAAAAUUAAUUUAGCUUGUGAAAAAUAUAAUUUAGCUGGUAUAUAUUAUACAAUUUACAUAACAAAAUGUUUAGAUUAUCAAGAUAUUAAUUGUAGUGAUAUUGAUAAAAAUAUAAUACAUACAUAUAAUAAAGAAAUUAAAAUAAAUAAUCUUUCACCAUUUACAAUUUAUGAUAUUAAAUUAUUGUUAAAUAAUUAUUAUACAAAAUUAGAAGGUUUACCAUUAUUAAAUAAUAAUGAUAAUUCAAUUAAAUUAAUAACAGCACCUGGUGUACCAACAGUACCACAAAAUAUAACUGUUGAAGCAUUAAAUCCAACAUUAGCUGCUGUACAUUGGUUACCACCAAAAAUUUUAAAUUCACCAUCAGUUAGAUAUGAAAUACAUUGGCGUUCAUCAAGACUUGUUAAUGGUGCACGUCAAACUGGUGAGUUAUUAGUUAAAAAUAUUGAUGAUAAUCAUGGUAAUGAAAAAAAAUAUACAGCAUUUAUUGAACCUCUAUUACCUGGACAAAAUUAUUCAGUAUAUGUUAAAGCAUUUUCAAUAAAUUCAACUGAUGCAUACAGUGAAAGUGAGACAAAAAUUUUAUCAAUGUAUCCACAGCCAAAUAAUUUGAUACUUGAUACAAUUACAAUAAGCUCAAUCAAUCUAUCAUGGUUACCAACACCAAAUAUAACAAUUAAAUAUACACUACAAUAUACAACAAUAAUUGGUACUGAAAAUUGGCAAACAGCUGAACCAAUUAAAAAUCAUGAUGAUGAUGAUGAUGGUAAAAUAAAAUAUAACAUUAAUAAUUUAUUAUCAUCAACAAUAUAUAAAUUUAGAUUAAUAUUAAAAUAUCCAAAUGAUAAAGGUAAUUUCGUAUGGUUAAAUGAUGUUACAUUCCAAACACUUGGUGAUGUACCAAGUGCUCCAGGUAUUCCAACAGUUACAAAAUUAAGAAAUUCACUUUAUCAAUUAAAUUGGUUGACUGCACAAGCACAUGGUUCACAAAUAACAAUGUAUUUACUUGAAGGUAAAAUUAUUAAAAAUAUAAAUGACAAUGAUGAUGAGCUGAAAGAACAACAAUGGAAUAUUUAUUAUAAUGGAACAGAUAAUUAUUGGAUAAUUGUUGGUGAAAUGAAUAAUCGUUAUAAAUUUCGUGUUAAAGCUAAAAAUUCAUAUGGUUUUGGUGAAUGGAGUUUAACUAGUGAUAUAAUUGAUUUACAAGAUACAAUUGGUACAACAAUUGCUGAUCAACAACAUCUUGGUAUAAUACUUGGUCUUAGUAUACCAAUAAUAACAAUAAUAUUAUUAUGUUUUUGUUAUUUUUUAUGUCUUUAUAAUCGUCAAAGAAAAAAUGUUAAAAAACAAAUAUUACCACCAAUAAUAACAGAUGUUGAAUUAGCAACAUUACGUGAAAUACCACGUAGUAAUUUUGUACAAUCAAAUGCAUUAUAUGCAACAUCAAUGCAAAUUGAUAAUGAUGAUUUAUUAUUACCAAAAAUAAAUAAAGAACAAAUUGUUAGAAUUAAAUUUUUAGGUAGUGGUGCAUUUGGUGAAGUAUAUCAAGGUACAGCAAAAGGUAUUGAAAAUACAACAGAUAUAACAAAAAUAGCUAUAAAAACAUUACGUAAAGGUGCAACAGCAAAUGAAAAAAUUGAAUUUUUACAAGAAGCACAAUUAAUGAGUCAUUUUAAACAUAAACAUGUAUUAAGAUUAUUAGGUGUAUGUAUUGAUCCAGAUGGACCACAACUUGUAUUAGAAUUAAUGGAAGCUGGUGAUUUAUUAACAUAUUUAAGAACAAGUCGUUUUUAUUUACCAACAGAUAAUUUAGCAUUACGUUUACAAGAUUUAUUAUCAAUGUGUGAAGAUGUUGCACGUGGUUGUAGAUAUCUUGAAGAAUUACAUUUUGUACAUCGUGAUCUUGCAUGUAGAAAUUGUUUAGUAUCAGCAAAAGAUCGUGAUAAUCGUGUUGUUAAAAUUGGUGAUUUUGGUUUAGCACGUGAUAUAUAUAAAAAUGAUUAUUAUCGUAAAGAAGGUGAAGGUUUAUUACCAGUACGUUGGAUGUCACCAGAAUCACUUAUUGAUGGUGUAUUUACAACUCAAAGUGAUGUAUGGGCAUUUGGUGUAUUAAUGUGGGAAAUAACAUCACUUGGACAACAACCAUAUCCAGCAAAAUCAAAUAGUCAAGUAUUAGUUUAUGUUAGAAAUGGUGGAAGACUUGUUAAACCAGAUAAUUGUCCAGAAACACUUUAUAAUUUAAUGCAAAGAUGUUGGAGUGAAGCUGAUACAAGACCAAGUUUUAAAAAUUGUCUUGAUAAAAUUAUUGUAUUAAAAAAAAAUACAACUGAUGCUAUAUUAACACCAAUACAAGCUGGACAUUAUGCAACAAGAAGAGGCAACUCGUGGAAAUCAAGUAGUUCAGAUGGUAGUCGUGAUAUGAAACCAUUUCUACAAAAUUCAACUACAACAACAACACAAUUAUCAGAUAGUACAAAUGAUGAUAAUAAUAAUAUACCAAAAUAUCUUGAAUUGAUACCAGGUGGUGCAUUAGAUGCAAAAGAUAAUAACAAUCAAAUUGAUGAAUAUGAAAUACCAAGAUCAUUACCAAUAAAUCAUACAUUUACAGCUGAAGAUCGUAAAAAUAUUGAUAAUAUAUUAUCAAAAAUUGGUGGAACAUUAAAUUCAAUAACAGAUAAAAAUCAAAAAUUAUUAAACACCAAUAAUGGAUUAAAAAUAAUACCAUCAUUGACAAAUGAUUUACGUUUAUCAUUAAAUGAAAAAAUUAAGAUACAAAAACAAACAAGUAAUGAAGGAUCACAGAUGAGCCUUGAUGAUUGUAACUAUAAUUCAUUAGCUUCAUCAAUUAAUUCAUUACGUUUAGCAUUACCACCAACAAGACCAAGUUCAUCAAUGCUUGAUUCACAAAAUAAUAAUUUAAAUGAUAGUAAUAAUAAUAAUGAAACAAAUAAAACAAUUAAUAAUUCAACUCUUAGAUUAAAUAAAAUACAUAAAAAUAUUAUUGGUAAAGCAAAUAUACCAUUGAAUAGUCCAAUAUUAAAUUUGCUAAGACAAACAACUGGUAUUGACGAAACAACUGGAAUCAAUACCAUUUAUGUAAAUACAGAUUCUACAAGGGUCAAUUGAUUAUACAAAAAUAUUAAUAAUAAUUAUUAAUCAUAUAUAAAAGUGCCUUUAAAUGAAAAAUGAUAUUAUUUCUACUGUUAGCUAUCAACUGCCACAUUUUUUUUUAUAAUUUAACAAAAGAUAUAUUUAAAAAUGUUGGUUUUAAUGUCGUUUUUUAAACUCAAUUAUGUUGUAAUAAGUUUAUAAGAUUUAUUUAUUUAUAAAAUAGUAAUAAUAAGGCUGGAUUAGAUCUUUAUUAAAUUUUAAUUGUAUAAAUUUGUUAAGUUUUAUAUGUAAAAGAAAAAAUUGAUAUUAUAUGAAUUUUUUUUGUUUAUAAAUUUAAGUUGUAUAUAUAUCAAUCAAAAAAAUAUGAAUUAUAUUUUUUUUUGUUUUUUUAAAUUUUAGUAUUUUAAAUCUUCCAUUAAUUAAAUUGAAAAAAUUAAUUUAAUAUUAAAUAGGCUAGUCAUUUUGCUCACUAAUGAGGUGGUCAAAUGAUUUCUAAGAAAUUUUGUAAAUAGUAUUAACCAUUUAUUUUUUAAUUGACCAAAGAAUUUAAAUAAAAAAAAAAUAAAUAUUUUUCUGAAAAAUGUUAAAGUGGAAAAUAAAAUAAUAAAUGACAAUAAAAUCAAAAUUAAUAAUUAAUUAAAAUUAAAUGUUUAUUUAUUUAAAAUUGUUAAAUUGAAUUUAAAAAAAAAAAAAAUCAUUGUUUAAUAAAUAAAAUAGUCAAACUAAAAUGUAAAUUGAUAAAAUUACAACUAUUUUUUUUUACAGUAUUAAAUUCACAAAAAAAAAAAAAUUUUAAACAUUGAUUUGUUGAUUAACAGCUUUAAAAAGUUAUUUGCCUUUUUUUGUUUUAUUUUAUUUUUUACACUCAGUGAAAUUGAGGUCACAAAAUUUUGUUAUUUUUUUGGUAAUUAGUAAUUACAGAUUAAAAAAAAAAAAAAAGUAGAAUGCAUUG
This is a messenger RNA of Aphidius gifuensis, 9162 nucleotides long. RefSeq names its product proto-oncogene tyrosine-protein kinase ROS (gene sev). Lineage: Eukaryota; Metazoa; Arthropoda; Insecta; Hymenoptera; Braconidae. Gene Ontology annotation, cellular component: signaling receptor complex; membrane. The record is from RefSeq and is a predicted model, not a curated record. The transcript is spliced from 9 exons. The coding region runs from base 543 to 8225 and encodes 2560 amino acids. Gene Ontology annotation, molecular function: ATP binding; transmembrane receptor protein tyrosine kinase activity; protein binding. Gene Ontology annotation, biological process: protein phosphorylation; positive regulation of kinase activity; multicellular organism development.